Molecule: messenger RNA, 807 nt
Organism: Ipomoea nil (Japanese morning glory)
Lineage: Eukaryota; Viridiplantae; Streptophyta; Magnoliopsida; Solanales; Convolvulaceae
Exons: 2
Coding region: 1-807 (268 amino acids)
Source: RefSeq, a predicted model, not a curated record
AUGGAUGACCUGACGGUGAUCCAUAUGUUGCACAUUUCAUUGAGAGCCGGAUAUUUAUAUCAAGACUUUAUACUUCAUCCGCCGACGAGGUAUGUAGAAGCGCUUCGUCGAGUGGCGGAUUACGCCAAUGUCGGAGAGGCCAACGCUGUCAAACGGUCUCAGGAAGAAGGGAAGGACAAGUCGAAGCAUUGCGCUUAUCACCGAUGCAGUGGGCAUGAUACUGAAGAGUGUAUAACUUUGAAACAGUUGUUAGAAGACCUACUUCAAGCCGGUAAGCUGGACAAGUGCGUGGGAAAAAGAGAAGAGAACAAGAGAUCAACCGGGAAAAGAGAUCAUCGGCGUUCCGGUCGGUCUGAACGAUCGAACCAUGACCAGAGAGAUCUCGAUCCCAUGUCUGAAGGUCACCAAACGUCUAAGCCGACCAUCCACGUAAUAUUUGGAGGUUUGGAAGAUGCAUCUCAAGCCCGGGAGCCUUUCCCGUUCGCAGUUGUGGAAUCCCGCGAGACCGGUAAGCGGCAAAAGAUGGAACCAAUCACCUUUGCGUUAGAGGAUCAGCCCGAGGCCGGGGAUACGGGGAUGGAGGCUCUGGAAGUGACGAUUGAUAUCAUGGGAGUGGAUGUACAGAGGGUGAUGGUUGACACUGGGAGCAGCGUGAACGUCCUUUACCUGGACCUUUUUGAGAAGUUAAAGCUCGAUCGCCGAGAGUUGACUCCGGUCGGGGCGCCUUUGUCUAGAUUUACCGGGGACACUAUCCACCCCGAAGGAAAAAUUAUCCUCCCGGUUGAAUUGGGGACUCCUCCCAAGUAG